UUUCCAAUCAAAACGAAACUUGCCCAUGUAUCGCCCGAAACCGGCUACACUGAGUGUGUGUGUGUGUGUUUGUGUUGAUCUCGCAUGUAAGCCUCGAAGAAAAGAAAAAUUCCAUUGCACAAUCGUGCUGCCGUCAACACAGAAGCGUGUUUCGUUGUACAUGUACAUGAACUCACACCAAAUAGAGUUUGCGUCGAGUCGACAGUGUGUACGUAUACGCUCGUUGUGCAAGUGUAUGCGUACGCAUUCCAAUCCGAACGUAUAUUCUGUCCGAGAUCAAACAGAACGAUCGCUUACAACAGUUGAGUAGAUUGCAUCGACCAAUGCGCACCUGUAUCGCGCUUCGUUUCUGAAAAUCGGAUAGAAAAUGCUUUUUAGUGCAACAAGUAGUUUUGAAGUCUUCACGUGAAAAAAAAUAACACGAAGAAAUUAAGUGUCACCAAUAGUGUGAAAACAAAUGAACAAGUGUAUUUCAACAAAAAUAUUAAGAAGUUUGAUUUCAAGAAAAAAAAAAAUAAAAAACACGGUAUUUGUGAUAAUGGUGUACUUAAAUUGAGGAAGCGUAAAAAAAAACACUAAAGUGAGUUUAUGAUAAACGAAAAGGAAAAAAUAACAGAGAGAAAUUAAAAAAAAAACCAACGAUACCUAUUGCAUUAUCAAAACGUGAUUUACGCCUGGGAUUACACACAAUUUGUGAUAAAAAAAAGAAUACCUACUACUGUGCUUUCCGAUACAUCAACAUAAGGAUUUUUUCUGUGCCACAUAUUAUGGAUUAAAUGACACCCGCUUGAAAUACGUCGGUCGGGUUUACCAAGCUAUUGAGCCUAUCGUAUUGGAUUUCACACAAUUUUCACGGACAUUUACAAAGUGAAUCAGUCAUAAUGCCGAUGGAAACGGAAGAACGUCCAUUAUCACUGGUUCGAUCACGCAUCGAUCAAUUCCUUCAUUCGGGCACAUCUUCAGCCAUUCGAAAUUCGUCCGGCAGUCGAUCAUCGUCGGCAACUGGCUAUGAAGCGCAGUUUGCCUACCAACAACAUUUGCCCACUGGAAUCAUGAAUCAAUCAGUGCGUCCACAUCGCGAAUCGUCGGCUUUUGUUCCUGUUCUUCCAUCGCGAAGCGUAUCGUUAUACCCGCCUGGAAUGCUCGAACAAUCCGAGCAGCUUGCAAAAGAGAGCAACAGUCAGCGUAGCUCGGCGAAUUACAAUAUAAUUGCCAUGAUGGCCGACAAAGCGAAUGCGAUGCUAAUGCAACGACCAUCGUUGAGUGGUGGUCCGGUGCCACCGCAACACAUUUACACAAAUGGUUCAUUUUUAGGAGCUUCUGUACCGUCACCAGGUGCUGCCGCGUCAUUUACAUUCCCAUCGAAUUCAGCGUCAAUAUUUCCGCAAAAUGUCGUUCCACCCGGCCUGCACAGUAGCUUAGAUCGUCGUUUGAUGCGUGCACCAGGCCGAGCUUCACGGCCAAAAAAGAAAUUCAUCUGCAAAUUUUGCCAUCGAGAAUUCACAAAGUCAUAUAAUUUACUAAUCCACGAACGAACGCACACCGAUGAGCGGCCGUACUCCUGCGACAUAUGCAACAAAGCAUUUCGAAGACAGGAUCACCUUCGAGACCACAGGUAUAUUCAUUCGAAAGAGAAGCCAUUCAAGUGUACGGAGUGUGGCAAAGGAUUUUGUCAAUCGCGAACGCUGGCCGUGCACAAAACGCUUCAUUUGGAAGAGUCUCCACACAAGUGCCAAGUGUGCAACCGAAGUUUUAAUCAACGCUCAAAUUUGAAAACACACUUGCUCACACACACCGACCAUAAGCCAUACGAAUGUGGAACGUGUGGCAAAGUGUUCCGAAGGAAUUGUGAUCUCAGAAGACAUGCACUGACGCACACAAUCGGCGGUGAUAUGCCGCCCGAAUUGAAUGAAAAUGGCAACGAUUCGGCUAACGAAAAAAUAAUGAUCGACGAUGAAAAUGAUGAUGCGAACGAACUCGAAGAUGAAUUUGAUGACAUUCAAGUGGAUUCGCCGGUAAAUGAACGCAAUACACCGUCACCCGUGGUUCCGGAUAGCAAAGGUGGUGAUAAUGAAUCGGUGAAAGAGGAAAAGCAUCGUGAAGAUGUGCUCGAUGGUGAACCGCCACGUAAAAUGCCACGUUUGGAACAAAUUCCGAAAGACGAUAGUGAAUUGUCGGGUAUUACACAUUGUCACCACAAUGGAGGACAGACACAUUAUACAAUGAGACCUCAGCAAAUAUCAUGUGGCUUGGCCGCCGAUGGAAAGCUACACGUUCGACGGGAUUUACAUUACAAAGUCGACGCACCAACAACAUCCAUUCAUUCAUCAAACAACAACGCCUCGGCUGCAACCACAAGCAGCAGCAUUAUCGGUGCUCCAGUUCCAUUCCGCAAACGAUCGGCCGGACUUACCUAUGAAAAUCCAGAAACUGAUCAUCCACUCGUUUCCAGCUCUCACCAUGUUCCAUUGCAUACAUCGCCAUUGAAUCUAUCGAAUCACUCAUCAACCACACGAAAUCAAGAAACGUCCAAUGCUUCUCAACCACCACAACAGCCACCGCCAGCUCCGGCUCCGCCACGCCGAACCGGCUUCAGCAUUGAGGAUAUAAUGCGCAGAUGAAUCUGCUCUGAAUUUUUAAGUACAAAGGCUGCGUCGAGAUUUCGUACAAAUUUUUUUUUUUAGAAAUGAUAUAAAGACAGAAAGUGUUUGUUUCAUCUGCCAUAAAUGCAUCGAGACUGAUAACCUUCCGACGGAGAGAGACAGACAGGAAGUUUGCGUAAUAUUUUUAGUUUAUGAAGCCGCAUCACGUCUCACAACGAUGUCAAUGAAAGAAACCGAGUGAUGUCUUCCAAGGAAUCCUUCAAGAGACCCGAAUCGAAACAAACGAAACAAGGAUUGCGUGUUUUAUCUGUCCUCGUGAAUAGUGAGAGCUUCACAAGUCCUCAAGAUGACAAAACAUCUCUUAAUGUAAACGAAACAAAAAAUUAGCCUAAACUUAAGAAUAUUCUCGUUGUAAUAGUCGUACUUAAGCCAAGAAACCGCGAGGGAUUUCAAUUCAUUCUAAGCAUAAAGCGAGAAGGUUCAUCCAAUUUGAAUGUUUACAUUGAAUGGAAUAAGUGCCUUUACAUUCCAUUUAGUUUUUUUCCAUUAUUGAUCUGAACGAAUAAGUGUAGUUUGCAAGUGAAUCGACCGUAAUCACGUGAAUUAGAAGAACAAAUGAUGUUUCAGUAGAAUAUUAGUCUCUAAAUAAGAAUCAAUCAAUAGAUUAGUUUCGAAAUUUAGCAAAAAAUGAAUGUACUUCCGAAAUUGCGGCUUAAAGUCAAACUGACAAUCUUCAGCUCAGAAGAGUGUUUACGAAAAAAAAAAAUUAGUUUAAAUUUAUAUAUAGGUAAUGCCCCUGUUUUGUGUUAAUUUAGCGGACUGUAUACUUUAGUAAAUGAAUAAGUUUGAUGGAUAAGCGUUUCUCAUCUUUUUUUCUUUAGCCAUCCAUAUUCAUAUCAUAAACGUGGUAAACAUACACUGUUGUGUGAUGCGAUAUUCGAUUUAAACAUUUGACUAUUUUGUUAUUAAGAUAAAGUCUAAAAAUAGACAACGAUUUGAAGAGAAAACAAAUUGCAUCAAAUUUCCGUUUUAUCAAGUGCUCAACUGCGAAUAAAUAUUUCUCUUUUUAUUUUCAUAGUUUGUAGGUGCGAAUUAAUGUAAGUAGUGAAUACUGCAGCAUUUCAAAUAAAUCAGAUUUUAAUGAGAAAAAAA
Sitodiplosis mosellana (orange wheat blossom midge) is the source of this 3755-nucleotide messenger RNA. Its product is annotated as protein bowel-like. Gene Ontology annotation, molecular function: DNA-binding transcription factor activity, RNA polymerase II-specific; RNA polymerase II transcription regulatory region sequence-specific DNA binding. Bases 882 to 2621 code for a protein of 579 amino acids. The transcript is spliced from 5 exons. Gene Ontology annotation, biological process: regulation of transcription by RNA polymerase II; embryonic hindgut morphogenesis; embryo development. Lineage: Eukaryota; Metazoa; Arthropoda; Insecta; Diptera; Cecidomyiidae. Gene Ontology annotation, cellular component: nucleus. The record is from RefSeq and is a predicted model, not a curated record.